Molecule: messenger RNA, 1785 nt
Organism: Aedes albopictus (Asian tiger mosquito)
Lineage: Eukaryota; Metazoa; Arthropoda; Insecta; Diptera; Culicidae
Product: PDZ and LIM domain protein 2-like
Exons: 5
Coding region: 278-1432 (384 amino acids)
Biological process (GO): actin cytoskeleton organization; muscle structure development
Cellular component (GO): filamentous actin; adherens junction; stress fiber
Molecular function (GO): muscle alpha-actinin binding; actin binding
Source: RefSeq, a predicted model, not a curated record
UGAUACGAAGACGAUCAGAUAUUCUUUGCAUACGGGACGGCGAGGACACGCAUCGCGGUUGUACUCCCACGGGAGUUGGUUCUCCGUCUAAUUCUGAUUUAAGUGACAUUCGGCAGAAGCGCGCUGCUUCCAAAAUAAGGUCGUUGACCUCUCGUGUGUUGGACCAAAACUACUGAAUAGUGGAAAAUCGUGACUAGAACCGAAGCAGACAAAUCAUCCGAGGAAAAUCACCCGACUACGUAAUCACUCUCAUUGGUGUGAAGGGACGUUUAGAAAAAUGCCCGAAUUCGUGAUCGAAAAACGCAAUAUUCCAGUGCUGACGAUCGCUUCCAACAGUAGUGAUGCAAGUGGUUCCGGCAAUGGAAACGGAAGCGGUGAAAACUCCCUCGGUUUCCGGAUUACCGGUGGGGCCGAUUUCGAAAUGCCCAUAACGGUGUUUCAGGUCAGGGAGAACAGUCCGGCGGCCAAGGCGGGCCUCAAGCUGGGCGACCAGAUCGUCACGAUCAACGGGGCUGAUGCGUCCGCGAUGCGCCUCGCUACGGCCGAAUCCGUGAUCAAGCAGGCCGGCGAGCAGCUGCAGCUAGUGGUUGCCAAAGAUGACGAGGACGCAGCCAAGAACCCUGAUAAACUGAAAGAAACGCGCGAAAUCAAAUUCGCAAACGAGGACUUUAAUGCCGAUAACCCCUCCGCUCCCAAAAUGAAGGUGGACGAAGGACGUGCAUCCUUUUCGCCUUCGCCACGCUCGCAGACCCGAUCGGAAACUCGCAGCCCCAAGUACACCCCAGAAUGUCCAAUGUCGAUGGCUCGUUCGCCGUCGUGCGAAUCGUGCGAGUACACCAAUGCGGCGGUCGUCGAGGAACAACUGCGUCAGAUGCAGCAGCAACUGAACGAAAUCAGCAUCAUACCGAUGCAGAUCCAGGCCACACUCAGCUAUCUAACGAAGACUUUGGCCAAGUUUGCGCCGCCGGAGUUACAGCGUGAACUGCCCGUUUCUUUGCGAAGUAGCUCAGUUCGCGAAACAAUUCCAGAAGAAAGCGAAUCCAUGGACGAAUACGAGCAGGACAAGGACUUGGAGUACUACGAGAACGAUGAAGAAUAUCUGGCACCAUUUCUGGAGAGGCUAUUUGAUGAAUCGGAAGUGCUUGAAGAGAUCUCGCCGAGAGAGUUGGGUGAUGAUGUCGAUCGGCGCGAGAAUGGUCCCGAUCAGGAAGAAGAAAUCACCGAAGAAGAGCGACUGAAACAGGAAAAGUUUGAGCGCGUUAGUAAACUUGAGCAAUCGUGGCCGUGGAGUCAGACGGCAAAACCGAUACAUAAGAGAUCAAACUGCCAUCUGGUGCCUAGUGUUGCGUUGGAAAAGUCCAAGAUCAAACAGCUAACCGAAGAAGUUUUGCCAUUUUAUAACCGUGGCUACCGUCAGAGAAUUGGAAACUGAGGAAGAUCGCCAUGGCGCAUCUAGUGUGUUUAUAACUUUUAUACUUAUUUUUGAGUUCUUUUGUAACUAGUUCGUUAGACCUGAGCUAGAGGAGGCAGUUUCGGAUGAAGUCACGGAAUCGUGUAGCAAAAUGGCUCUGCUGUUCGCUCUGGCCAACCCACUCCAGCAGCAUGUCCUAUGCAGUGGAAAACUUAGUUUUGUGCGUACUACAAUUCUAUUCGUGUAUAUUUUUCGGGUUAUCAAAGGAUAAACAUCAAUUCACUUUUAAUCGUGUUAUAAUUAUGUUUCUCAGUUUAGUAAAAGAACAAUAAACCAUAUCUUCCCAAAUAGGGUCUUCUUUGAUCUUCAUUGAA